Messenger RNA from Lactuca virosa, 309 nucleotides. The record is from the annotation of a GenBank genome assembly. NCBI's taxonomy places the organism in Eukaryota, Viridiplantae, Streptophyta, Magnoliopsida, Asterales, Asteraceae.
AUGGAAUUUUUGCUACCUACCAGCAAUGGCCAUUACUCUUGGCUCAAUCUUGCCAAAGAAUAUGUCUACAUCUUACCUCACGCCAACAUUUCAGCUUUUACCACCAGGGACCCUGAAACUUGGUUCUUACCUGAAGAGUUAGGUAUUGAUCAUGAAGCAGGUGAUGAUGAUGACAUGCAUGUCGAUACUGCCAAUGCUGAUAGCCCAUUUGAGGCCGAAGACCAUUAUUACCUCCUAAUCCGACAACUACCACCACCCUUUAACGAUCAGCCUCUGGGAACACACUUCAAGCCACAACAUGAGUACUAA